Molecule: messenger RNA, 1518 nt
Organism: Melampsora larici-populina 98AG31
Lineage: Eukaryota; Fungi; Basidiomycota; Pucciniomycetes; Pucciniales; Melampsoraceae
Exons: 7
Coding region: 153-1169 (338 amino acids)
Source: RefSeq, a predicted model, not a curated record
AAUCCCUUCACUGCUUCAACUUUCUCCUCUUCCACGACGUUUCUUCGAAUCGUGUGAUCUGCCACAACGCCCAGUCUCAUCUACGUGUAUUGACCCAAGACUCACCUCUUACAACCCAACAACAGUGAUCACUUGCAUCACACUUUCGCGAAAUGAUAGCAAAAUACGUUAUCCAGGGUCAAGCUCAAGCUCAAUGCGAGGCUGUCGUAGGGGUCCAGCCUGUCAGCGUGUCACUUUUGAUCUUUUUCAGUGGAAUAAUCUUUGUUCAAUUUGGUGUAUUCUGCAUCGCACGCGCUGAUAGAGUACCAAGGACUGUGAUCAUCUCAGCUGUUACAAUCACCAUGAUUCAUAUUGGUCAGGUUUUCUUAGAGUUCUGGACAUUACAUCAAUCAACCAAUCAAUGUAUUUCUGGGGAAGCUUAUUCAUUCUCAUUGUAUGAGUCUUUUCAGACUUUUUUCACUCUUUCAGUCACCUGGGCUGUUCAAUGCCACUUUUCCCGACUGAUUGGUAAACUCAUGGGUCGACCGAAAUGGUGGAUCUGUUUAGCUGGAUCUCUAUGCUUAUCAUCAUUAGUAGGAGGAAUAGCUUCAUCUCUGCAAUUCAUGAUGCUCAAUCCAGAUAACAAAGCAAAAAAAUUAGCUCCUUUAAAGCUUGGAUCAUGUCUUACAGGAUUUUAUACACUCUGGUUAAUUAGUAAUGCUGUUUAUGAUAUUAUAAUCAGUUGGAUGUUGUCAACCGAGGUACUUAGGCAUAGGGCCGAGAUGAAGACGGACUCCAUUAGAUCAACCUUAUUCAGAUUGAUGAUGUUAACGUUAAGGACCUUCACCUUAUCCUCUAUUCUGGGUCUGAUGUCAGCUGCCGCAAUUAUAGCAUUACAAUUUACCCCUACAACAGCUUUCCAGUCUCUGAACCGGUUACACACCCUAGUGUUUGUCUCGAAUGGCUUCAUGAAUAGGAUCUACUUGAUAUCAUUUUUUUCUAGUAUCGUACCCAAACCACCAACAUUAUAUUCAGAUUCUUGUGUAGCAUCAUUAAACAUAAUCAAUAAUUCAAAAGAGAAUAUGAUCAAUAAUAUUAAUCAUGAUAUUCAUUCGAAUUCAAAUCAUGAAGAAAGAACUACAAGCCAAGCUAUGACUUAUACCGUUGAUAUUCGUACUACUGAAGAUUGAUUUUAUCAAUUACUUGUCAUCUCUCUCAAGAAAUCAUCCAUUCUUUUAGAAUUGAUGUUCUUUUGUGAAUAUUUUCAUGAUUUUAUUUUGUCAAGAUAAUAAGAAUUACCUUUUUAAGCAGCUUAUGUGUAUAUCUAAUCUUGUUUGAUACAUUAAAGUGACUUCUGUUCGAAUGUAAGUAGAUAACACCAAAAUGAUGCAUUCCUUUCAACAUUGAUUUUCUGUGUUGAUACUUUUUGCAACUACACUCUUGUGUUAAGAAUUAACUUGUAAUUAAGUAUUGAUAUCUUAUUUUAUUGUUAAAAUUGACCUUCAUGAAUUAAAAUCGACAACAUCCUAUCUAAAACAU